Blumeria graminis f. sp. triticale is the source of this 2775-nucleotide messenger RNA. Lineage: Eukaryota; Fungi; Ascomycota; Leotiomycetes; Helotiales; Erysiphaceae. The record is from the annotation of a GenBank genome assembly.
AUGACCGGAUAUCGAGAAAUCCCGAAGCAAACGUCGCGAUCCGAGGAUCGACAACGAUAUUCCGCUGAUUCGUUCUCCUCGGCUUCUACCACCAGCUUAAUUUUUGCGCGCAUCGGUGAAAGAGUUAUGGCAAAGGACGCAGAAGCUGUGAAUGAAAAUACGGGAGCGCAUAGUAAGGCGUCCCUCCAAAAUUUGCCGACCUCAGCCCAUUAUCAUGGACGAAUGGACGAAGAAUAUGCCUACCAAUUUGAUAGCGUUCAAGAUGAAGAUCAAAAAAUUGAGACUAGCAAUCUAUGGAAGAGCUCCACCAGCAUGUCAGAUAACAAGCUGCGGCGCUUAAUGUGGACCAUUAGCGUAUUACUUGUUGGUGCUUGGUUAUUUGCAUUAAUUAACUUCCUUGCACAACGCCACACUUUCCAGGAAUCUUUGGUAGCAUCAGAUGGGUCGCCGCGUCGUGAAUUUCAACAUAGUACGUCGAAUCUAAAACUCGAUCAAAUCCUAAAUGGAACAUGGCAAGUCAAAAAGCAUGAUAUCAGCUGGUUUCAAGGAGUAGACAACGAAGAUGGGCUUUUGAUUGAGCAAGAUGCUCCUGGUAAAGCGUAUCUCGUCGUGGAAGAUAUCAGAAAUGAUAACGAAAACUCUCAAGACGCUAUGGCUUCCAAGAUUCUUAUCAGCUCUAACAAUUUCACAGUAGAGGGCAAAACCCUAUUUCCUAAAUAUGUCUUUCCUAGUAAAGACUUGAAGAAAGUGCUUAUCGCCACUAAUGUCAAGCAAAAUUGGAGACACUCCUUCUCUGCUAAUUACUGGAUUUUUGACGUUGAGACCCAGACUGCUCAAGCGCUUGAUCUUUCACAACCAGGAAGCCGGAUUCAGCUGGCAAGUUGGAGCCCCCAGAGUGAUGCAAUCGUGUUUACGCGAAAUAACAACCUUUUUCUACGAAAAUUGUCUUCCGAUACCGUGAUACAAAUAACACAAGACGGUGGUACAAACCUAUUCUAUGGUGUACCGGAUUGGGUAUACGAAGAAGAGGUAUUCGAAGGGAAUAGUGCGACUUGGUGGGCUGAGGACGGGAAAUAUAUAGCAUUUCUACGCACAAACGAAUCAAAAGUCCCUGAAUAUCCAAUCCAAUACUUUGUUUCAAAGCCUAGCGGGAAGCAGGUACCUCCGAAUGAAAGUAACUAUCCUGAAGUCAGAGAGAUUAAGUAUCCCAAGGCUGGUGCUCCUAAUCCCAUUGUUGACGUAAGGUUCUACGACGUUGCGAAGGGUGAUGUAUUUGAAGUUAGUGUUGAAGGCUCAUUUAAUCUGGAUGAUCUACUCAUUACCGAGAUUAUAUGGGCUGGAAUGAGUGGAAAAGUACUCAUCCGCGAACUGAACAGGGAUAGUGAUAUAAUGCGGGUAGUUCUAAUCGAUGUGAUCGAAAGGACCGGAAAGACUGUGAGAUUACUGGACCAAAAACAAAAAGACGGAGGUUGGCUUGAAAUUUCAAAGAACACCAAAUUUGUACCUGCAGACCCUCUUCGUGGCCGACCCGAGCAUGGUUAUAUUGAAACUGUCAUUCAUAAUAAUUAUGACCACAUCGGAUAUUUUACACCAUUGGACAACCCUACGCCUAUUAUGCUGACUUCUGGGGAUUGGGAAGUUGUAGAUGCCCCAUCUGCCGUGGAUCUGGAAAAUAACUUAGUGUACUUCAUUGGGACCAAAGAGUCGUCAAUUCAACGUCAUAUCUAUAGUGUCACACUGAACGGAAGUGACCUCAAACCACUUACUGAUAUAACCCAAGAUGGCUACUACGAUGUCUCAUUUUCAAGUAAGGCCGGAUACCUCUUAUUAGGAUACGAUGGUCCCAACAUUCCCUGGCAGAAAGUGAUAAGCACACCAAGCAACAAAAUAAAGUAUGAGAGAGUGAUUGAAGAAAAUUUAAGGCUUUCAGACUUAGCAAAGAUGUAUGAGCUACCUGUUGAUAUUUACUCGACCGUAAAUAUCGAUGGUAUCGAUUUAAACGUGGUAGAACGAAGGCCAGCCGGAUUUGACGCAAGUAAGAAGUAUCCCGUUUUAUUUUACUUAUAUGGUGGCCCCGGAUCACAAACAGUGUCAAAAAAAUUUAGCAUAGACUUUCAGGCUUACAUUGCUGCCAGUCUGGGAUAUAUUGUCGUUACGGUGGACGGACGUGGGACUGGUUUCAUCGGGCGCAAGGCUCGAACGAUUGUACGCGAUAACUUGGGCUUCUAUGAAGCUCAUGACCAAAUUGAGACUGCUAAGCUCUGGGCUCAGAAAGAAUAUGUUGAUCCUUCUAAGAUGGCUGUCUGGGGAUGGUCGUAUGGCGGAUUUUUGACGCUUAAAACUCUCGAACAGGAUUCUGGUCAAACGUUUUCUUACGGAAUGGCGGUAGCACCGGUUACGGAUUGGAGAUAUUACGACUCUAUCUACACCGAACGAUAUAUGCAUACACCUCAACGUAACCUAGAAGGCUACAAAAACUCUAGCAUCAGCAAUGUGACGGCUCUUCAGAAGAACGUGCGCUUUCUUAUCUUACAUGGCGUCGCUGACGAUAAUGUGCAUCUCCAAAAUACAAUGAUACUCUUAGACAAGCUCGAUCUAGCUGGUGUUGAAAACUACGAUAUGCAUGUGUUUCCGGACAGCGACCACAGCAUUUUAUUUCAUAAUGCUAACCGGAUGGUCUAUCAUAAGUUGAAUAACUGGCUCAUCAACGCUUUUAACGGAGAGUGGCUUAGAACACCAAAUGCAGUCCCAAUAUCGCAGCAAUUCCUGAAAUAG